Molecule: messenger RNA, 1957 nt
Organism: Phoenix dactylifera (date palm)
Lineage: Eukaryota; Viridiplantae; Streptophyta; Magnoliopsida; Arecales; Arecaceae
Product: protease Do-like 10, mitochondrial
Biological process (GO): proteolysis
Molecular function (GO): protein binding; serine-type endopeptidase activity
Source: RefSeq, a predicted model, not a curated record
CUCUCACUCUCUCUCCUUCCACUGCGGGAGGCCAUGCUCGCCUCGAUGCGCAGCAUCCGGAGGCUCUCCUCUCUCCGCCGUCUCCUCCACCGUCCCUCUCCUCCUCUGCCAGGAAAAACCAUCCUCCGAUCUCCUUCCCGUCUCCAGAACUCCGUCUUCUUCUCCCUCUUCUCCACCGGCACCUCCGGCCCUUAUGACGGCGGCGAUGGCGGAAACGGCGGAUGUAGAGGUGCCUUGUCUCGCUCUUUUUCGGAGGAGGAUGAGGAGCCUCUGAGCUAUCGGCACACCGAUGCCUACGCGGCCAUCGAGCUCGCGCUGGACUCGGUUGUGAAGGUUUUCACGGUGUCGAGCAGCCCCAAUUACUCUCUCCCGUGGCAGAAUAAGUCCCAGCGGGAGAGCAUGGGCUCUGGAUUUGUGCUUCCUGGACGACGUAUUUUGACCAAUGCUCAUGUUGUAGCUGAUCAUACAUUUGUUCUUGUAAGAAAGCAUGGUUCGCCUACCAAGUAUAAGGCGGAAGUCCAAGCAGUUGGUCAUGAAUGUGACUUAGCCCUUCUCACUGUUGAAAAUGAGGAAUUUUGGGGGAUGAAUUAUUUGGAACUUGGUGAUGUUCUUUUACAAGAGGCAGUUGCUGUGGUUGGGUACCCACAAGGUGGAGACAACAUUUCUGUUACCAAAGGGGUUGUUUCUAGAGUUGAACCGACACAGUAUGUUCAUGGUGCUACCCAACUCAUGGCCAUACAAAUUGAUGCAGCGAUCAACCCAGGGAAUAGUGGAGGACCUGCUAUCAUGGGUGACAAAGUUGCUGGAAUAGCUUUUCAAAAUCUUGCAGGUGCGGAAAACAUUGGGUAUAUAAUCCCAGUUCCCAUAAUAAAACAUUUUAUUGCUGGAGUGGAAGAGAGUGGCAAAUAUGUUGGAUUUUGUUCGCUGGGAUUGUCAUGCCAGGCUACCGAAAAUGCUCAACUAAGAGAGCACUUCCGCAUGCACCCUGAAAUGACUGGUGUUCUUGUGAACAAAAUCAAUCCCCUGUCAGCUGCCCAUAGGGUAUUAAAGAAAGAUGACAUAAUUCUUGCAUUUGAUGGUGUGCCUAUAGCAAAUGAUGGAACAGUUCCUUUUCGAAACAGAGAGAGAAUAACUUUUGAUCAUCUAGUUUCUAUGAAGAAACCCAAUGAAACUGCACAUGUUAGAGUAUUGCGAGAUGGCACAGAGCAUGAAUUCUGCAUUUCUCUUCUCCCUUUACAACCUUUGGUUCCUGUUCAUCAAUUGAUACGCCUACCUAGCUAUUACAUUUUUGCGGGUCUGGUCUUUGUCCAUGACCCAGCCAUACUUCAUGAGUAUGGUGAAGACUGUAUAACACAUCACCCCGCCGACUAUGUGAGCGAGCCAUUGCGAGAACUGCCUAAAAGGGCUGGUGAACAACUCGUCAUCCUUCUCAGGUCUGAUGGAUGAUAUUAAUGCAGGAUAUGAACGGCUGUCUGAGUUACAGGUGAAGAAAGCAAACGGUGUGGAGGUUGAGAAUCUAAAACAUUUGUGUGAGCUGGGUGGAGGUUGCAGUGAAGAAAGCUUAAGAUUGAUUUGAUGAUGAAAGAGUAAUUGUGCUGAACUAUCAAAAUGCCCGGCUAGCUACCUCUCGAAUUCUGAAGCGUCAUAGAAUACCUUCAGCAAUGUCCAGUGACCUGAUUAAUGACCAGACAAAUGUCUCUGAAAUUAAAGUGGCAUGCUCCAGUUGAUGUGAUUCAAGAGACAGGUAGAGAACUGAGGCACUGUUACAUUGUAUUAGCCCUGCCUAACAGUCUUUUUUCUAUAAAAAAAAUUAUUUUAUGAACUAUCUCAUUGGUAGCAAUAUAAUUGUAGAGAACAUCACUCACAUCUUAUUUGAAUGUGAUGAUUCUGAGCAUUUUUGACCCUAACUCUCAGUAAAGUAAGUCAGUGGCACUUAGUAACAAGCCAAUUCUGAGGA